CCAUUUUGAACACAGAUUCCAUAUUUAACAAAUUUCUGGCGAUGCUGUGUGCAAUCUCUGGUGAAGCGCCUCAGGAGCCAGUGGCUUCUCGCAAGAGCGGCCACGUAUUCGAGAAGCGAUUGAUCGAAACAUACAUUUCUGAAAAUGGAAAGGAUCCGGUAAACGGGGAGGAGCUUACUGUCGAGGACCUUGUCGACUUAAAGUCUGCGCGCACAGUUCGACCGCGGCCUCCGACCCUGACUUCGAUACCAUCUCUUCUUUCGGUGUUUCAAAAUGAAUGGGAUGCCCUUACUCUGGAGACAUACACCCUGCAUCAGCAGUUGGCGCAGACGCGGCAGGAAUUGAGCACAUCGCUUUAUCAGCACGAUGCGGCGGUCCGUGUGAUCGCGAGAUUGACUAGAGAGCGCGAUGAGGCGCGAGAAGCUCUUUCAAGAAUCACAAUCAAUGCCGGCGGAAACGUUGCCAAUGGGGACACCAUGCAGGUCGACAGCCAAGGUCUGCCGGCCAACAUCAUUGCUAAGAUUGAUGCUACGCAAGAAAGAUUAUCCAGCACUCGUCGCAAACGGGCAGUACCGGAUGGCUGGGUCACUGGCGAGAACAUUCAAUCAUUUGGCCCCAUAGGAAAAUCGGAAUCGCUCUACCCCGGCAGCAGGUCAAUCGCUGUUCAUCCGGCGGGCGACCUUGCCCUUGUUGGCGGAUCCGAUGGCGUUGCUGGAGUCUACUCUAUCAGUCAGAAUAAGCUCGUUCAAACACUAAAGAGCGGAAAGGGUGCCGUCACGGACGCUCUCUGGUGGGGCGAUAAAGCCAUCGUCAGCACUGCAGGUGGUUCGGUGCAGGUUUUCAGCGAGGGAUCACAGAUCGCAUCGUUCGAGUCACAUGCAGGCGAGGCCACGGCACUAGCUCUGCACCCAAGUGGUGAGAUUCUUGCUUCUGUAGGCGCAGACAAGAGCUAUGUCCUCUACGAUUUGGAGAACUUGAAGGUUGUCUUGCAAAUCUACAGUGAUUCUGAGCUCUUGACUGCUGGGUUCCACCCUGAUGGACACCUUUUUGCUGCUGGUGGUACUGAUGGCCAGAUCAAGAUAUUUGACGUCAAAACAGGCACCAAUGCCGCCAGCUUUGAUAAUGCUAGUCCGCUCCGAGAUCUUACCUUCUCAGAGAACGGCACAUGGCUUGCCGCUGUUUCCCGCGGCCAGAACAGUGUCGCCAUAUGGGACUUGCGAAAGGCGGCGCAAACAAAGGUGCUGGAGAUUGGUAGCACCGUUGAGGGCAUUGCUUGGGAUUACACGGGCCAGUUCUUGGCGGUUUCCGGUCCCAGCGGUGUCUCUGUUCAGCAGUAUUCUAAGUCAAGCAAGCAAUGGUCCGAGCCGCUGAAAAGUGCAGUGUCUGCAGCCGCUGUUGCAUGGGGCCCUCAGGCUCAAAGCCUCGUUGUGGUUGACAGUACUGGUGUCAUCAGCACUCUAGGCUCUAGCUAGAGGAAGAGCGCCGACGAUUUCUUAAUCUCAGGUCCAAAAGAAAAAUGGCGGAAAGGGAAGUUUCUUUUUUCUACGGCGGAAUGUACAAUAAUAGUCUCACUUCAUAGCCGACCUGGCGGGAACAGUUGCGAAAGUUUUCUUUUGUCCUUAAUUAUCGAAAGAAUUUUAUAAAAAACCAACUAUGAACAGCAAAGCGCCCAACUGACAU
Messenger RNA from Xylona heveae TC161, 1680 nucleotides. RefSeq names its product cell cycle control protein. The record is from RefSeq and is a predicted model, not a curated record. Bases 42 to 1472 code for a protein of 476 amino acids. NCBI's taxonomy places the organism in Eukaryota, Fungi, Ascomycota, Xylonomycetes, Xylonales, Xylonaceae. The transcript has 5 exons. Gene Ontology annotation, molecular function: protein binding; ubiquitin protein ligase activity. Gene Ontology annotation, biological process: mRNA splicing, via spliceosome; DNA repair; protein ubiquitination. Gene Ontology annotation, cellular component: cytoplasm; Prp19 complex; U2-type catalytic step 1 spliceosome.